Corythoichthys intestinalis (scribbled pipefish) is the source of this 1540-nucleotide messenger RNA. RefSeq names its product serine protease 33-like. Gene Ontology annotation, biological process: proteolysis. The record is from RefSeq and is a predicted model, not a curated record. The coding region runs from base 77 to 1024 and encodes 315 amino acids. Lineage: Eukaryota; Metazoa; Chordata; Actinopteri; Syngnathiformes; Syngnathidae. Gene Ontology annotation, molecular function: serine-type endopeptidase activity. The transcript is spliced from 6 exons.
UUAACUGACAAGAGCGGCGCACCUGUGUUAAAGCACACUUUACUCCCUUGUCGGCCUCACACGCUUCAAUCACAGCAUGAAAUUCUAUCAGCUUGGGUUUUUGCUCCUCGCGUUCCUGGUGCCAAGAGGCGCUGGGCAAAACAAUAAUGUUGAAUGUGGCACGGUGACGACCAACGCCAGGAUCGUGGGAGGCGAGGAUGCACCUGUUGGGGCAUGGCCCUGGCAAGCGAGCUUGAAUAGAGGAGGUCAACACUCUUGUGGCGCAUCGCUGAUCACUCCGGAAUGGGUUCUGUGUGCCGCUCACUGCUUCCCACCCGACCUUAACGAAGAACCCAGUGACCUGACUAUCCUUUUGGGAUACCAAUCCCUGGAGCUGGCUAAUCCCAACGGGGUGAACCGUACCGGAAUAGAGCUGAUUCUCCACGAGGACUACAACAAUCCGACCAACGACAACGACAUUGCCCUGUUAAGGAUUGCCCCAGUUAGUUACACUGACUUCAUUCGGCCAGUGUGCCUCGCCGCUCCCGACACUAGCGUCGGAGCCGGAACCGAUGUCUGGAUCACCGGAUGGGGCACAAUCGGGAGUGGCGUGGAUCUUCCGUCUCCGCAAACGCUACAGGAAGUAGAGGUUCCAGUGGUAUGCAACGACGAUUGCGAUGAUGCGUACGGAAUCAUCACCGACAACAUGAUCUGUGCCGGUCUCACUGAGGGAGGGCGGGACUCAUGCCAGGGGGAUUCAGGCGGUCCAAUGGUGGCCCAGAAUGGUUCUCAGUGGGUCCAACUCGGCAUCGUCAGCUUUGGACGAGGAUGUGCUGAGCCCAAUUUUCCAGGAGUAUAUGCGCGAGUGUCCCAAUACCGGUCGUGGAUCAUGGACCGGAUCAGUGAAAGUGGCGGUAGCAGGGAGAUGCCAACUUUCUUAACAUUUUCUUCAAAUACCCCGGAAUGUUCUGGGAUUGCAUUCCUCUCCGCUCCUCUACUCCUCACCAUUCUGCCGUCAGUCUUUACCGCCCUGGUGCUCAUGUGAGGAGGACCAACGUCAAGUGAAUAGAUGCAAACUAAAUCAAGAGUUUGCUGGAUACUAGUUACAAUGAAGGAAACUACCACUAAAUCAUUUAAAUGAAUAGAAUUUUCUGAUGAAAAAUUCCGUUAGACUUUUUAUUUUUUUAUCAGUCUAUGUUGGCCCUAGAAAUUUUCUUGACUAUUGUUGAUGAUUUGUAUCUAAAUAUUUUGCACUUGAAAACUUGGCUUUUUGUUAUUUUCUAUCUCACAAAGUUGAAAAGUUUGAGAUAGAAAAUGUCACAGAGCACACCUUGACAAUGUUUUGCUAGAUUUACAACGUUUAUAUGAGAUGCCAGGAAUUUAAAUUGAAGUGCAGUUACGAAUGCUUGCAAUCCUUUGUUAGGUGCUGAUCAUUGCACUUUCUGACUUUUGAAUGUAUUAAAAAGCCUUUGGGUGUUCUAAAUUGUUGUUCAAUUUCAAAUAUUAUGUGUAUUACUGAACUAUGGGCUAUUUCUCUUCAAGUAAAUGUUGUUGAUUUUGA